GAAUCGUUAAAGAAUCGGCUCAAGCAGUGAAAGAAUACAGAGAAGCAGUCUCGCAAGGAAAAGGCGCAUAUCUUCUUGAGGAAAAUCUUCCCGAUGUUUUUCAAUGUUCUCUUGGUAACUUAUCUCCCGGCCAGACAAUAAUUAUCAGAAUCACCUAUGUCACUGAGCUGAAAUAUGACUCGGAGUCAGAAAAAAUCCGUUUCGUCUUACCAACUAUUGUUUCGCCUCGAUACUCACCUGGAGAUUUUUCCGAAGAUGCGACAGAUGGAAAAAUAGUGACUGCGGCUAAUCCAAGUUACGCUAGUACUGAAAUUGCAAAAUAUACUUUAGGACUUUCAAUCACAUGUAGAAUGACCGAUACAAUUACAAGUAUAGAGUCGCCUUCUCAUCUGAUUUCUACCGAGUUGAAUAUUAAUGGCGAUGCUAAAGUCUCGAGAAUUAGUUUGGCUGAGGAAAUUACUUACUUAGAAAGAGACUUUAUUUUAGUG
This is a messenger RNA of Ambispora gerdemannii, 488 nucleotides long. NCBI's taxonomy places the organism in Eukaryota, Fungi, Glomeromycota, Glomeromycetes, Archaeosporales, Ambisporaceae. The record is from the annotation of a GenBank genome assembly.